Molecule: messenger RNA, 903 nt
Organism: Eupeodes corollae
Lineage: Eukaryota; Metazoa; Arthropoda; Insecta; Diptera; Syrphidae
Exons: 4
Coding region: 162-737 (191 amino acids)
Source: RefSeq, a predicted model, not a curated record
CUCAAUUCAAUUUCAGUCCUCUGUUUGCGUCCAACAAGUUUAGUCAUUUGUUUUGUGUUCUUUGUGGUGAAUAAUUGAAUUUUUCUUUGUUCCUAGAAAACGAAAAUUUUACGCAGUUAUUCGAAUUUAAACGAUAUUUGAUUUUUUCCGAAUUUUCCAAAAUGUUUACUGUGGAACGCUUGUGCUGUUUGCGUUUGAAUACAGCCGGUGUCGUAGUCGGCUGGGUUUGUGGCAUUUUGUCCUUGUUCUAUUGUGUCUUCUACGCAUUGGUCCUUUCGAAUUUAGAUGAAAUUAUUAAGUACAUAGCCGAACAAGGUGGUUCGCCUGCUGAAAAGUUUGACCCGAAUACCGUUAGAAGUGUUGUGAUUGCAAUUGUUGCAAUUGCUUUGACUAUUUGUGUGGUGAAUCUAAUAUCUUCGGUUCUAUUGGUUGCCGGUUCCAUCCAGGAACGUCAUAUGAUGUUAGUUCCAUGGCUGCUUAAUAAUGGAUUUGCUUUGUUUUUGGCCGUUUUGAAUGUGGUUUUCUUCGUUGUGAGCGCGAUUCAUGUGGGAAAGAGUUUUGGAAUGAUCUUUGGAAUGACAUUGGGUCUUAUGAUUCCACUCGCAAUACAAUUCUACAUCUGGACUGCAAUUUAUUCACUAUUCCGAGUAAUUCGCUCGUCUAGGGAACGUCAACAGUUGAUUCCUCCAACAACUGGAGCCGCUGGAACAGCCUAUCCAUCCUACACAAGGAUCUAAAAAUACUUUGUUCUUUUUGUUUUGAUUUUGACUAAUAGCGUUUUGCUACCGUUACAUAUACAGAUAUAUAUAAAUAUAUUAUAAUCUAGGAAUAGCAGCCUUAUAAAUAUAUACAUAAAAUGUACUUAUCAUUGUACAAAUAAAUUGUUCUCUUUUGUUGAUAAGA